Blepharisma stoltei is the source of this 1933-nucleotide messenger RNA. Lineage: Eukaryota; Ciliophora; Heterotrichea; Heterotrichida; Blepharismidae. The record is from the annotation of a GenBank genome assembly.
AUGGAUAUGUUUGCUAACGAGCAAUACUCUCCUAGAAAGCGAAACAUGACUUUCCCCCUAAAUCAACAAGAAGUCAUUCAAAGCCAAAAAGAAUCGACCGAAUUCCUUCUGAAUAAAAUAAAGCAAGACUUAUCACUGUCAGACAAAGCAAUCAAAGACUUCAAGCAGCUAAUUGAUUCACACUAUUCUAGUCAAAAUGAUAAAGAAAUAAUCUACCAAGACGCUUCUUUAAUUCAUACUCUUAAAGCUUUUUUCUCUGUCCGAGGAAUCAAGUCUUUUUCAGAAGAAAAGUUAAAAGAAUGCAUUAGAUCAUAUGUCACUCAUAAGAUUGACCUGGAAAAAAAGCAAUGCUAUCGGCAUAGUGAUCAAUAUUUCUCCCCGAAAAAACUCUCAGACCACCUAGAUGAGUCAUCGGAAAAUGAAAUAGAUGAUUUAAUGAACAAAAUCCAAAAUAAUAGCUUUAAUGCAGAAAUAAGUGAAGAUUGGAAGUUCAGUGACGAAAAAAAUAGCUUUGAGAUUGCAGAAAAUGAAGAAACCUUUACGGAAUUCAAUAGAAACUGCUUGAUCUCUAUUUUAAAAACUCAGCUGAACUCAAGGGACUCAGAGCUGAGAAAUGUAAAAAAGGCAUAUGAAAAUGAAAUUAAAAAGAAGGAAAAUGAAGUUAAUGAGUUGAGAAUGAAGCUGGAGGAAACUGAAAAGAAGAUAAAAAGUGGAAAUUUCGUUGAUUUGCUAAAUAUUCAAGACGAAAUAAGGCUUAAUGAAAGAUCAUCAAUUGAAAAAAUGCUUAAACAAGAAGGGGAGUUAAAAAGCUUGCAAAUUGAACUAAAAAUUGUGCAUAAAUAAAAUGGCCUUUUGGUCCAAGCAUUGACUCCGGCAGUGCAGCCUCGAACGAUUUAUUUAUAUUCGGCAAUGUUUCCCAAACCCAUAAAUGAGCAGCAAUUCUAGCUAAGCAAUUCUGGUAAUGCACAGAGCAUAGCCCUAGUCCGCUUUCAAGAUUGGAUUUUACCUCGAGGGGAAAGGUUGGCUCAGGGUUGGAAAGGGAAAACCUAACAGCGUCUACAGGCAAUAUCUAGACCAUUCGGGCAACUUCCUAGUAUGAAGCUGGGAGUCACGCCCCAGGCUUGAAUUUUUCCUUUUUUGCAUACAGUUGGCAGAAAAUCAAUUUUUUGGGAUUUUGCUGCAGAAGUCUAUAGUCUAUCCACUCGACACUGCAAGGAGGAGACGGAGACAUAGAAUUCUAUUUCGCAGGUGCCAGCAUCAGUCGGUGAAGAAGAGGAAAGGUGGACCAUGGCACUCGUCUCACCAGAUAAUUCAAAAUCCCAACUUAAAAUGUUCUCCUUGUCGGCGUUGAAAAGAUUGUGAAGGGCUCCUUGGUAACUGCUUACCAAUAGUCGAGCAUUAAAAACCUCUAAUUUAUGUUUAAGAACUAAAAAAUGUGCAAAACGAAUUAGAUGCCAAGAUAAAAUUGCUCCAAAACAAUGCAAUUGAUAUUUCAAGUUUGACUGAUAAUGCUAAAAUGGAAAAAAAUCUGAGUGAUAAUUUGGAUUCAAAAAAUGAAAUAAGAUUAAAAGGAGCAGAAAAUAGUAGAUUAAAAGAAGAAAUCAAUAGACUUUUAGGAGAUAAGGAGAGGCUUUUCAAACAAAUAAAUUGCAUGUAUAGGAACAUUGAAGCCAUGAAAGAUUGCUUGGAUUCACAUGUGAAAUUUUUCAAAGAAAGAGACGAGAUUAGAGAUAGGAUAUUAAACCAAGCAAUUUAUAAGCAGCAUCAAAAUGCAAAAGAAGAAAUUAAAAGAAACUAUCUUAUAGAAACAAAUAUUUUAUUGCCGAAAAGAGAGAGGGAUUAUGGUUUUUCAUUUUGGACCUUGCUUAUAUCUAUCGCAAUGACUCUUUUUUAUUCGUUAUAUUACAGCUUUGUUCUAAACGAAAUCCAAUAA